CCUUUUUAGAUGUGCAUUCAAGCUUACACAUCUCCUCUCAGUUGGCCCCUAAUUUUAACAAACAAACACACACAAAGAAAUAAAUACACGCACAUUUUAUUUUUUCUAUCCAUGUGGGCACCAGAAAUCCAUGUUCCCUAACCCUUAACCUACACUUAUACUGAGUUUAACCAACGCUAAUAUUAACUUCACAAACCUUAUAUAUACCAGGAUCAUGGGCACGCACGCACACACUUUUCUAAGCUCCCCUACCAGAACCAGCUGCUGCGCAGAGCUGUAGAAACAGGUGAUCCCCCUUAUUCGGUCCUAGCCUAGAUCAUGUGACCACAAAAUGGUGGAAGCUGUGUGCUGUUUGUAAGCUGAGCAUCUCGACCGAGAGAAAAGGAGAUACUGAAAAACAGGGGAGAUCCAGCUAGGGUCCAUGCGCUGAGAACGAGGGACAGAGAUUCCUGUGCCCCGUCAGUGGUCCCCCUGGGUGAUGAGGGAAUGGACCUGGCGUCUCACAGUAAGAUGAGCUCAGAGGAGGCAGAGGGCAGACCAGCCCCUCCAAACUCGCUGCCUCUGCAGGGCGUGGCCUCCCAGAGAAAAAAGCUCUCCGCCCCACGUAUCAGCCUUUCAUUGGACCAGAGCGAGGACGAUGCUCUGGAUACACCCGAUGACCUGGAAAUUAACGUGGAUGACUUGGACACGCCAGAUGACACAGACUAUCUGGACUACACAGAUAAUGAGCUGGAUUGGGAAGAACCCCCUAAAGCCAGUCGUAGUGCUGUGAAGGAACCAUGCGAGCCAAUUCCCACAUGCAGUGCUGAGGAGGAGCGUCAGGAUGCCAAGCUGUGGAGGGCUGUGAUCAUUGGAGAGCAAGAACACCGCAUCAACAUGAAGAUCAUUGAACCUUACCAGAGAGUUAUCUCCCAUGGAGGGUACUAUGGAAACGGAGUGAAUGCCAUCAUAGUGUUUGCUGCAUGUUUCCUCCCGGACAGCGACAGUGAGGACUACCAUGAGGUCAUGGAAAACCUCUUCCUGUAUGUGAUCAGCACAUUGGAGCUGAUGGUGGCAGAGGACUACAUGAUCGUCUAUCUGAACGGAGCCACGCCCCACAGGAGGAUGCCUGGACUGGGCUGGCUCAAGAAGUGCUACCAGAUGAUUGACAGGAGGCUCAGGAAGAAUUUGAAAUCCUUCAUCAUCGUCCACCCGUCUUGGUUUAUACGAACCAUCUUGGCCAUUACCAAGCCCUUCAUCAGCACCAAAUUCAGCAGUAAGAUUAAGUAUGUCAACAGCCUGGCUGAGCUGCAGGAACUCAUCCCUAUGGAAUACGUCCACAUCCCAGAAUGCAUCAUCAGUCUUGAUGAUGAGCUGAAGGAAGCGGCCGUGAACUCAACAGUGAGCAGCUUCCUCCAGGGACCUGAGCCAACGUCGGUGAGACCAGAAGCAGAUAGAACCAAUGCCAACAGCUCAUAGACAAAAUGGCGUUCAACAGUGGAUAUGGAUGUUUGUGGCUUCUCUCGAAAUUGAAUUUCACGUUGUUUUAAAACUCACGAUUGUUUCACAUGACAGACGCAGGAAGUCAGGUUUACUGUAAGGUAUGUUUUUCUGGAUGUUUGUCAGGUGUGGAGUUGAUUAGGGAAACACUCCAUAAUCCCUGUUAGCACUCAGACGUAGAUCCGCUAAGAACUCUGUAACAUCCAAUUACAACUGUACUGACAGGCCAUGCGUACGCUCUAGGGGUGUCUUAAUCCCGGACAUUGGGACACAGGGGUGAACUGUUUUGUUUUCUUACCAAGACACCUGCUACAGCUAAUCAUGGGUUUACCUGAUGAGGUGGUUAGUCUAAUCAAGUGGAUUAGCGCUAGAAUGGCAACAAAGCAAGCAGGCAAAUUUAUUUAAAUAAAACAAUUCAUUCAUAGAAGCAAUUCAGUGUGCUUUACAAAGAAAAAUAUAAAUAUGAAAAUACAAUAGAAAAACCAAUACUAGAAUAAAAACAAUAAACAACAAUAAAACAUCAUCACCAUAAAAAAGAGACUUGGCUUGAUGUUUCUGUGAGCUGAAGAAGAUAUGUGUCUGCUGAUGUUGGAACAAAACAUUUGCAUUCAUGCGAGUUUCCCUGGAACAUAAAAAUAAAAACUGGAUGACACUACAUUAAUCAUUGAGACUGUUAAUCCACGUAGAAUCAUAGUUUGUUAAGGGCAGAAUUAUGAUAUAGUCACCCUCAUUACACACCGCUUCUUAGCAUCAAAGUUUCACUGUUGUACUUUGGUAAUGUUGUGUAAGAAUGCAUGAGAAGCAGAGAAGCAAUAAUACUGUUCAACUUGCCCUUUAAUGUUAGUCCAACCGGGUAUUUAGACAAGUAAUUGUGACAACAUCGAUAAAUGGCCUCAUCAAUGACGCUUUGUCAAAAUCAGUCUCAUAUCCAAUCUGUGGCAUGAGAAAACCCAGUCACCGUAGGUAACAACCGAAUAACGUGUGCCGUCAAUAUUAUUUGUAGGUUAUUCGGAUCUUGUGUUUCAUGGAGAAAUCCAUCCAUGUUUUCACGUUGAAUAGAUCCGAAGUACAGCAGAUGCCAUGUGUAGCAACAGAAGUAUAUUUCAUGAUAUUUUCUAUGUGUGUAACUAAGUGAUGCUGUGUGAAAACAAGCUUACAGUACACCGUGAGAGCAUGUCCUGCAGCUUGCCCUGUGAGAGUUGCGUGUGCUGUGUACGUUGUGUGUGUGCGUGUCCUGUCAGCGCGUGUUGCCGUCAGAUCUCCUCUAUGUUCACCGUCUAGUGCUCUUGUCUCUUCAGCUCCUCCUGCACUUAACAGGAUAUGACCUCAGAUGGGGACAGAUAGACAGGAAGGUCUCUGUAAAGCACAAUAUUGCAUCCUGCGUGUUUGUUUGUAUCUGUGUGGGUGGGUGUGUGUGUGUGUGUGUGUGUCAAUGCAUGUUUCCUCAUAGAUAAUUGACUGCCUUCUCCAACAUUGUAUGUAAAAUGUGUAAAAAUAUGACUGAAUGAUGUGAUGAAACACUAUAUCAAUAAAUAAAAUUUUGCUCUGAGCAUUGUCAGUUGCAAUCA
Esox lucius (northern pike) is the source of this 3047-nucleotide messenger RNA. RefSeq names its product prune homolog 2 with BCH domain (gene prune2). Gene Ontology annotation, cellular component: cytoplasm. The transcript is spliced from 11 exons. The record is from RefSeq and is a predicted model, not a curated record. Bases 487 to 1458 code for a protein of 323 amino acids. Gene Ontology annotation, biological process: apoptotic process. NCBI's taxonomy places the organism in Eukaryota, Metazoa, Chordata, Actinopteri, Esociformes, Esocidae.